Molecule: messenger RNA, 1712 nt
Organism: Colias croceus (clouded yellow)
Lineage: Eukaryota; Metazoa; Arthropoda; Insecta; Lepidoptera; Pieridae
Product: BRCA1-A complex subunit Abraxas 1-like
Exons: 3
Coding region: 108-1295 (395 amino acids)
Biological process (GO): attachment of spindle microtubules to kinetochore; mitotic spindle assembly; protein K63-linked deubiquitination
Cellular component (GO): nucleus
Molecular function (GO): microtubule binding; polyubiquitin modification-dependent protein binding
Source: RefSeq, a predicted model, not a curated record
AAUUAUUAAAGUGAAAAAUGUAAUCAAUUACCAAGUUUUAAAUGUAUCUUUAUACUCAUUUGCUUGUUUUAGAAGAUCUUAAGAUACAGAAUAAAACUAGCAUCUAAAUGGCUUACACAGAAAAGGUGUCAUUAAAUGGCACCGCACUUUCCUUCCUACUCUACGAAUGCUUAAAUUCCUCCAACAGUCAGGAAGGAUUCCUAAUUGGAGAUGUAACUUCUGAGAUUAGAAAUCAUAUAUCGGAUUCACACAAUGACAGUGCUCGAUUAGAUACGCAAAUUGCUAUACGGACAGUAUUGCCACUACCAUCAGUUUCACUAUUUUAUCUUCCUUCAGGCAGUUUAAAGGAAGAUGUGCUAUCUGACUUGCUAUCAAAUGUAGCAUCUGAGGUUGUUGGUUGGUACAAAUACCGCAAAUGUAGCAGCAUUAAACCGACAUUCCGAGACAAGUUAAUAUCCAAAGGAUUGCAAAAAUAUUUCGAAAAAUACCACAACAAAAAGACAUUUGUUACAUGUAACUUGUCAACAAAGGUCUCGAUUGCAGGGUCAACUCACACAUUAAUUUAUAGAUUCGGAAAAAUAAAUUGCUUUGACAUGUAUGAAUAUAUUGAAGAUGUGACAGCCAAUCUAGGUGAAAAAGUAACGGGGUACAAGAAGGCUAAUAGAUUGACACCACACUGUAUAUUUAACAAGAUAGUAAAAGAAAGUAAUGUUCAUAAUAACAACACAAAUGAUGCCAUACUUAUGAUCCAACAGGCUGUGGAUGUGAGGCUUGUAAAGGAAGCGCAAAUUGCUGCUAAAAAUGAAUCUACAAUUAGGGAAUUAGAGGCUGAAAUCAAACAGAUGAAUUCCAUUCUUGCUGAAAAACAGGCGUCUGAUUUAGAUGCCUCUUACAAUAAGAUGUUGGAGGAAAAGUAUGUAAAUAAGGAGGUUGAGAUGGUUGAUGUUUGCAUAGAGGCUUUGAAAACACCCCUCACCAUUGACCUGCUCAGCAUGCCAAAUGUAGUUAUAAAUAGCAAUAGUGACAUUAUAACCGAUAGUGAAAAUUCAGUGCAACUUAUUGAAAACAAUGUGAAAGACAGAUCACCUAGUCCAGUAUUGCCUUCAAGUUCUUCCAAACCAACAUCACUUAAUUAUGCAGCUGUGCUUAAGAAGAAAUCUGAAACAAAUAGUAAAAAACCAAGUAAUUUUACAGAGGACCUUAUUAGCUUUGAUGUGGAAGACAGACCAGUGCAAAAGCCCAUAAUCAUCAAUGACAAUGCUACAUGUUUUGGUGAAAGUUCACCUGAAUACUAAGUGCCUUAUAAAUGUUAAUGUUAUAAGUUACCAAUUUCUGACUUAGUUCUGUUAUUUUUAUCUGUUAUAGUAACCAUAAAUUACGAUAUUCUGUACCUUAAUAUUGUAGACAUUAUGUUCAGUGUUAACUAUUAUCUAAUAGCAAACAUAUCUAAUGUACUUUUAAAUAAGAAUUUAAUCUUGUCAUCUCUUAUAAAUACCAUAAGAUAAUAAAAAAUGGUAAGUAUAUUAUCUGUAGAUAAUCUUUUACCUUCAGGGAACAUUACAAUUGUAUAUAAAUAUAGGUAUCAUCACUGUUUAUAACAAAAACAUGGAAUAUCAUUAUUCUCAUUAUACCUAUUUUGUGUAAAAUAACAUUCAUCUUGUUAGUAAUAAUGUUAUUUUUGUAAUAAAGUAUAAGUCCGACAUGAAUAUGAA